This is a messenger RNA of Rhodotorula toruloides NP11, 342 nucleotides long. RefSeq names its product small nuclear ribonucleoprotein D2. Gene Ontology annotation, molecular function: RNA binding. The record is from RefSeq and is a predicted model, not a curated record. Gene Ontology annotation, biological process: spliceosomal snRNP assembly; RNA splicing. NCBI's taxonomy places the organism in Eukaryota, Fungi, Basidiomycota, Microbotryomycetes, Sporidiobolales, Sporidiobolaceae. Gene Ontology annotation, cellular component: U2 snRNP; catalytic step 2 spliceosome; U1 snRNP. The transcript is spliced from 7 exons. Bases 1 to 342 code for a protein of 113 amino acids.
AUGUCCAACGUCGCCAACCUCGCCAACCAGAACAAGUCCGAGAUGGAUGAGGCGCAGAUUCGCGCGCUGGAGGAGCACGAGAUCAGCCAGGGUCCCCUCUCCGUCUUGCAAACAGCGGUGCGGUCCGGCUCGCAGGUCCUUGUCGCCCUCCGCAACAACCGCAAACUGCUCGGCAAGGUCAAGGCGUUUGACCGGCAUUCGAACAUGGUCCUCGAGAACGUCAAGGAGAUGUGGACUGAGGCACCAAAGUCGAAGAACCGCAAGCCCGUCAACAAGGACCGGUUCAUCUCGAAAAUGUUCCUGCGAGGAGACUCCGUCGUGCUUGUUCUCCGUAACACCUAA